Molecule: messenger RNA, 543 nt
Organism: Vigna unguiculata (cowpea)
Lineage: Eukaryota; Viridiplantae; Streptophyta; Magnoliopsida; Fabales; Fabaceae
Source: RefSeq, a predicted model, not a curated record
AUGGCGAGAUUUCUAGAGAAAUAUUUUCCAGACAGUGCCAGGCAUGAGAGAGAGGCGAAAUUCCUCACAUUCCAGCAGGGGAACCUGACUGUGCAGGCAUACACAAACAGAUUUGAGUACUUGGCCAGGUUCUACUCGCCCACCGUCACCGAGGAGUGGAGAUGCAGAAAAUAUGAGGGCGGGCUGAAACACGAGCUGCACCGUUUUAUUGUACCUCUCCGGAUUAGGGAGUUUCCAGUCUUGGUGGAGCAGGCCAAGGCCGUAGAGCAGCUGGAGAUGGGGCCCAGCAGAGGGGCUCGACCUCAAAAGACUACCUCUAAUUCACGACAGCAGAAGAAGCCGUAUGACAGACCACAAAGUUCGGUUAGGAAACUACAGUGCUAUAACUAUGGUGGGGAACAUCUUCAGAGGGAUUGUCCAAAACCCUCAAGCAGCUCUAGUGGUGGUGGUAGCACUGGCAAGUGCUAUGUUUGUGAUCAGACGGGCCAGCGAAGAAACCAGUCGGGGAUCGACCUAGAGCCCCAGGUCGUGUAUUCGCCUUGA